Rhizophagus irregularis DAOM 181602=DAOM 197198 is the source of this 225-nucleotide messenger RNA. Lineage: Eukaryota; Fungi; Glomeromycota; Glomeromycetes; Glomerales; Glomeraceae. The record is from RefSeq and is a predicted model, not a curated record.
AUGACGGAAAUGGACAUUCUUCUAGACAUGAAUUCUAUCGAAAUGAAGCAAAAACAGCCUUUCCUUGGAGUUAUGCGUUUUUCAGCCUUUCCUUGGAGUUAUACGUUCUUCGGCCUUUCCUCAGUAGCAAGAAUUACUGCACAUUGGUUGGUUUCUGGCUAUGGAAUAUGCGGUAAAGUUCAAGUCCAGCUCGAGCCAGCUCUUGAAUACGAAACCGGACUUUAG